Molecule: messenger RNA, 1651 nt
Organism: Papilio polytes (common Mormon)
Lineage: Eukaryota; Metazoa; Arthropoda; Insecta; Lepidoptera; Papilionidae
Product: lachesin-like
Exons: 12
Coding region: 79-1452 (457 amino acids)
Biological process (GO): homophilic cell-cell adhesion; synapse organization
Cellular component (GO): neuronal cell body; axon; plasma membrane
Molecular function (GO): axon guidance receptor activity; protein binding
Source: RefSeq, a predicted model, not a curated record
AUACAUUUCAAGUGAAAUAAUUGAAGUGAAAGCGACGACCCCCCGAUUUAGAUGUGGUUAUCGUCUAGCUGAGAGAAGAUGGCGGGCUUCUGGCUCCUGCUCACUCUCUUAGCUGCUGUACAUGCGCAGAAUAACCGCAAUGACGGGCCGCGGUUCCUAUCUCGUGGUCAUUCGUUCAGGACAGUGGUGGGAGACACUUUGCUGCUGCCUUGCCAGGUCCAAAACUUGGGUUCCCUAGUGUUGCUAUGGAGACGCGGACCCGCUGUGCUAACUGCUGCCAGUUUGAUGGUGACGAGAGAUGAGAGGUUCAGACUUGUAGAUGGGUACAAUUUGCAGAUAACUGAUGUUGGGCCACAGGACGCUGGCGACUACGUAUGUCAAAUAUCAGAUCGUAUAUCACGAGACCAAGUUCAUACAGUGGAGGUUUUGGUGCCACCGAGUGUACGAGCCUCACCGGAAUCCCGUCACGCCGCGGCUCGACGAGGUGGCGCUGCUGUGCUGGAAUGUAGAGCGUCAGGGAAUCCAGUGCCCAGUGUUACAUGGCAUAAGAUGAUCGACAGCUACAAUACAAAUAUCAACGAGAGCAACCUGCGGCUAGCAGAUGGACCCCAACUCCAAUUAUCUCGGCUUGAGAGGUCUCACAGUGGUCGAUAUGCCUGUACUGUGGACAACGGAGUUGGACCUCCCGUCGUCACUGAGUUCCAAUUACAAGUAUUAUACCCUCCAGAGAUUACCGUUGAAAGGUCCUGGGUGCAUACUGGAGAAGGCUUCAGAGCUGAACUACUUUGUACCGUGCUGGCUGACCCGCCCGCUGAGGUGUCCUGGUAUCAGAAUUCUUUCCCUCUGAGCGCUUCCGAGCGCGUUACUAUGUCCGCGCGAGGAAACAAUCAUACGUUACUGAUAGCUAAUGUACAGCCUGAAGACUUCGGUAAUUACAGUUGCGUGGCCGACAACAGCCUGGGGCGCGCGCGCCAGCACGUGGAGGUGUCGGGGCGGCCCGGGCCCGCGCGCUUCACCUCGCCGCCCGUCGCGCGCCGCGCCGCCUACACGCUCGCCUUCACCGUCGACAGCUACCCGCCGCUGGACGAGCUGCGGCUGCUCUACAGGCAACUAGCGUUCAACGAGUCGUACCAGCAGCCGGGGCGGUGGCACGACGUGGUGCUCGCGCCGCCGCCGCCGCCGCCCGCCGGCGCGCUGGCGCACCGCGUGGCGCACGAGCUGCGCGGCCUGCAGCCCGCCGCCGUCUACGAGGCCAUCGUGCAGGCCAAAAAUAGAUAUGGAUGGAACGAGGUGAGUGAUAUUUUCCAAUUCCAUACAUUGGGAGGUGAACAAACAGCACACGCGGGAGAACUCACACCAAUGUUCUCCGGUCAAAGAAUAACCAGAUAUAACAUCUAUACAAUGGUCAAUCUGGCCUUCUUUACUCUAUGGAAUCUCGUCCUUACCGAUUAAGAUUUGUCGGUUUUAUAAAAUGUUUUACAAUAAUCGUUUUUCACUUUGUAAUAAUUCUAUAGAGAUUAAGAUGGAACAAUUUCUAUCGAUAAAAUCGGUAAUAUAUUUCCGGUUUACAACACUAGUCACUUUGAUUGACAGUUCAUUUUAUUAUAGUUUGUCUAAAUAAUUUACUUUGACAAUUCAUUUGAAAUUUAGU